AUGUACCAAUAUUCACCAAAGAAAGGGGACGACUUCUAUCCAGUCUCCGCGGGAACGCCGUUUAAAGACUUGCCAGAAGACUGGAACUGCCCGGUGUGCGGCGCGUCCAAGUCAAAGUUCAAAUCCAUCGGCAAACAAGUCGCUGGCUUCGAACAAAACCAAGGUUACGGGUUUGGAACGAACAGUAUGACCGAAGGCGAAAAGUCAAAAUUGAUUUACGGCGGUUUGGCUUUAUUCUUUGUGUUCUUCUUGGCUGGAUAUUUGUUAGAAUAA
This is a messenger RNA of Bathycoccus prasinos, 273 nucleotides long. Its product is annotated as rubredoxin. Gene Ontology annotation, cellular component: chloroplast. Gene Ontology annotation, biological process: alkane catabolic process. The record is from RefSeq and is a predicted model, not a curated record. Gene Ontology annotation, molecular function: electron transfer activity; iron ion binding. Lineage: Eukaryota; Viridiplantae; Chlorophyta; Mamiellophyceae; Mamiellales; Bathycoccaceae. The coding region runs from base 1 to 273 and encodes 90 amino acids. The transcript has a single exon.